Fusarium oxysporum Fo47 is the source of this 1647-nucleotide messenger RNA. RefSeq lists its product as uncharacterized. Lineage: Eukaryota; Fungi; Ascomycota; Sordariomycetes; Hypocreales; Nectriaceae. The coding region runs from base 1 to 1647 and encodes 548 amino acids. The transcript is spliced from 3 exons. The record is from RefSeq and is a predicted model, not a curated record.
AUGUCUGGUUUCGAAAUAGUAGGACUUGUAAUUGGCGUAAUACCUUUUGUCGUUAAGGGCUUAAAGUUUUACGAGAACGAUGCACAGGUGUUGUUACAUCAUAAAAUUGCCAUGAACGAUCUUAUCGUGUCGCUACAUGCCGAACAUUCAAGGUUCAGACACUCCUGUAGUGUGUUAUUAAGAGGUCUAGUUGAAGACAAGGACCUGGAAGAUUUCUUAGACAAGACUACUAAGGAAGAAUGGGAAAGGGCAUUGAAUCAAGGUCUCGAGAGGAGACUGAGAAACAGACUCGGUCAUAGUUAUCAUGCAUAUACGGAGACGAUGAAACAGAUCCAGGAGAAGCUGGAAAAGCUGGGGAAGGUAGUUGGCAUGGGUAAACAGCAGCAAUGGUACGAGAAGACGGAAUACGAGAACCAGAAGACAUGGCAUAAGAUUAAGAAGUGUAUAAAACACAGCAAACACAAGCAACUACUCGAAGAUAUCGAAAAAUACAACACGAAGUUGGAGCAGAUGACCCCAGGAAUAUCGUUACUGGCACACACAACACCUUUUCAGUCGAAGAAGGCAGACCCAAGCUACUGGGUCUCUAUUAGGCGGGCGGCCAUGAGUUUACAUAGCGCUCUUUGCUCCGGAUGGCUUUGCUGCUGUGUCAACUCUCACACCACUUAUUUCCAGCUCGAAGAUCGAGUAGUUACAAGAAAAGGACCUCAUAGAUUCAACUUGUCUUUCAAGAUGCCUCAAACGGAUGAUAGCAUUCAGUCGGUUAGUAACACUUAUUGGCAGAAUGCGGAGUUUGAAGCACUUGCAGAUGGUGAUCUGUCAGCAAGUCUAACUCGAUCUCCAGGUGGUGUUGCAUUCGCCACAGGAGGUACAAACGCUGUGAACAGUAUUAAAGUGGAAACACAAAUCAAGGGUCUUUGCAAAGAGCUCAAGCAACUUUCAUGUCGACCCGUAGCCCGCUGCAUUGGGUUUAUACUUCAGGAAGAGUACAAACAUUAUAUCCACCUGCCGAAGCAUCCUGUCGCUUUGGAACAACCCAGGAAUACAAUCAGUCUUCACAAUUUACUCUCAAACAAGGGUACACUCAGCACGAAUUAUACCUUUGGCAACGAGGUUGCUGACAGAUACGAGCUGGCCCUCCUACUAGCUUCUUCUCUUCUUCAACUACAUGCAACUUCAUGGCUCGGAGAUUGGUGGUCCACUGAGGAUAUACAUAUCCUACCAAAGAACUCAAAAAUGGCCUUUAAAGAAUGCACAUUUGUCAUGCAGGCCUUUCCCUCAUCCGCAAUAACUAGAAGAUCACAGCCUAAGGCAACAACUACUCGCCAGAUGGUCAUUCGAAACGAAGCAAUAUUCCGACUCGGAGCUACAUUGGUGGAACUAUCCACUGUAGCAACACUUGAGACACAAGAGGAUGCUGACGACCAUAGAGUUUCCGAGGACCUAACUGAGUUCAAUACAGCGGAAAGACUGUCGAAAGCUGUCAUACUUAACAAUGCACCCGAGUGGAAUGCAGUGGUUGAUCGAUGUUUGCGUUGUGGCUUCCACUCACCCCCAGAUUUUACAAAAAAGGACUUCAGGAUAGAGUUCUAUCAAUGCGUUGUAGCACCAUUAGAGAAGUUAUACAGUGACUCAAAGAUUAGCUAA